AUGACCACUGACGCUGACGAAGCACAGCGGAGACGUGAAGAAUGUGAACGUAAGGCAAGGCGUGGGGAAAUGGAUCCCCGUUUGGAGUUUACUUUUCAACUGUUAAUCGAUGCCACGCAAUUGCCGAGGCAUCAGUUGAUGGAUUAUAUAUUUGAGGGUGAUAUGUUGGAUGAAAUCAAUCAAUUAUUUUUACCAAAUAUGAAAAAUAAACUGUUGUGGUUUUAUCAAGAGGUUGAUGAACCGGAACCCCAACCUGUACUAGAUCCAAAUAAGCCGAGCACCUCACGUUCGGCUAUGGCAUCGAGUAGUUCAAAGACGCCUCAAGGUGGUGGCACAUCACCAGGUGGCUCGGCACCCGUAAAGCAGAAGAAAUUAUUUCUAACUGAUGGCUGGACAUGUGCUUUUACCGGCAUUUGUAUCUAUAUAUUUCGUAUAAAUGUAACAAAACAAUUGCCUGAGGAGGGUUUUCAAAAGGAUUUAUUCUGUGGCAUUAUUGAUGCCAAAAAUAUUGGUUUGGUUACCUCCAUCGAACGUAUUGUUGAAUAUGUGUUCAUGCAGGCCUUGGCUUUUCCCAGUCUGGAAGGUGAUGAGGAGGAUAUCAGUUGUGGUCUCAUAAAGGGACAACUUUUACCCGGUCUACGUUCAUUUUGCAGUGCUCUACGCGUUUGUGAACAAGUUUGUGACCAUUAUAAUGUUUUUAAUGAUGGCUGUGAUAUGUUUGAGAAAAUCGAUCAAAUCGAAGAGGUCAAAGACCUAUCAAAGAAUCAAGAAUUUUGCAAUCAACUCGGGGAGAGGGUGACCAAUUGGAUUAAAGGCAUUAUGAAGAUAUUGGGCGAAAGUGAACAGCUGCGUAAAGAGAACGAUCAUAGUGGUCCCCAGGAUGAACUGGAGUAUUGGAAGAAACGUGGUGCACAAUUUUCACAGCUUUUGGCUCACCUGCAAGAGAAGGAGGUUCAGUUCACGUUGCACUGUUUGUACUUGGCUAAUUCGAAGGUGAUGCGCGAUUGGAAGGAAACAGAUCGUAAGAUAACGUUUUGCUACAAUGAGGCCAGGGAUAAUUCGAAAUUUAUUCAGGCCAUGGAACAUUGUUGUCAUUCGUUGUAUUUGGAUGAUCCGGUUUGCAUGAAGGAGUCUAUUUUAAGCCUAUUGCAAACAGUACGUUUAAUUUAUAGUGUUUCACAAUUUUAUAAUACCUCUGAAAGAACUUCAGCACUUAUGGUUAAGAUCACCAAUCAAAUGAUAGAAACCUGCAAAUCCUAUAUAACUUGUCGUUGCAAGGAAACAAUUUGGUCGCAGGACCGCAACUUAGUACGCACUAAACUUAGUAAUUGCAUUAAACUAAAUCACAUCUAUCACGAAACCUACUACACCGUUAGAGAGCAACCAUUUCUACCUAAUCAAACACCAUUUGGAUUUUCGGAAAAUUUCGUCUUUGGAAAAUUUGAUACAUUUUGUGAACGUUUAUCGAAAAUCACCUCUAUGUUUAAUUUAAUCGAUGAUUACAAUCAUUUAUUUGAAAGGAGAUUAGAGGGAUUAUUAUUGGGCGAGGCCUUAGAGGAGGCCUCAAAUCUGUUUGAGGAAGCCAAAAAGGAUAUAUUGUCGAAGAAGUAUGAUUAUUUAGAUCAUCGUAAUGCCGACUUUAAUGAGGAUUAUGAAAAAUUCAUAAGUAAAACAGAUACUUUGAAAGAUACCAUAGCUACUCUAAUAGAAACGAAUUUUGAUACCGUCUGGGAAACGCCUCAGUGUAUACGGUUUCUAGUACGUUUCGAAAAGGUUAGCGAGAAAAUACCUUUAACCAAAAUGGAUGAGAAGUACUUGCGCAUUAUACGCUAUGUGGAUAAGGAAGUUGAGAGAGUAUUGAAACUUUUUCGCAAACAAAGAGAUGAUCCACCGGUUAGCAGAAAUUUUCCACCCAUGGCGGGUCGUGUGUAUUGGACUCGUUCUUUGGAUUGCCAUAUCAGCGAAUUGGUUGACGCUGUAUGUGAGCACCCGGUUUUGGGUAAUUUACCGCCCUGCAGGGACUUGGAACAUCGUUUCAAUCAUGUUAUGACCAUAUUGCAUGAGUAUGAAGAUGAAAUAAUUUCCAUAUGGCUGGAUCAAGAUGUUAGUGUGGCGGAUGCAUGUCUCUUGCAGCCCCUGUUGUCUUUGCAAGGAGAUCGUAUUUUUGUUAAUUUACAUCCAACUAUUCCGUUGCUGAUACGUGAGGCUAAACUGUUGGCCAAAUUAAAUAUUGAAUUACCUAUUGUGGCGGCUACACUGAUGAGUCGCCAGGAAUAUUUUAUCACCAUACAGGAUUCAUUAAACCAUCUUAUAAAAAUGUUUUUGAGUACUGUGAGAGCCGUUAAGCUGGAAGUGAGGCCUUUGUUUUUACCCCAACUUGUACGUUUGACGGCCAUGUUAAAACCGGGCUUGACCACAAUUAAUUGGACCAAUCAAAAUUGGAAUAAAUUCUAUGAACGCUGUAAACAAGCUAUUGAAACAUUUGAAGUACUGGUGGCAAGAAUACAUGAUAUCUACUCCAAUCGUAUAUUGCAUGUGUUAAUGUGUAUGCAGGAGAUAUCGCUACAAGUCUUGCCCGGAGAUGAUGAAAUCUGGUCGGUUGAUGAGUUUUUGGAAAAAAGCGAAGAGUCUUGUCGCAAAGCUGCUAUAGAAUUGAAUCGUAAAAGUCAAAUGGUUUCAGAAGCCGUCGAAGAGGUCCUAAAUUUGGUGGAUAAGGCCACAGAAACGUUCAAAGAAAUAGCUGGAGAUGAUGUUGUAACAUUGUUUGAUGCUUCGGCUAGAAAAGGUGGAGAUACUGCAGGGGCUAGUACUAGCGCCGCAGCAGGUGGUGCGUCUACUUCAAAUGCUGGAGGAGCUACGGGUUCGGGUGGUCAACAACAAGAUUGGAGUAUUUUAUGGUCUUGUUUUGACAAUCCUCUUACUUUGUUGGCCACUUCGGAAAGUUUACCCAAAGGCAUGCAGGACAUGGUCUGCAAUGCUGUGGUGGAAAUGCGACGUUAUUAUAGUCGCAAAGUUAUAGAUGUUUUAAUAAAAGUUAUCCGUGCCGCCUUGGAUACUAUAAGACGACGUUUCAUAGCUGACGAUGAUGAAACAUUGAUUAAGAAACCGGUAUUCGCAUUAUAUGCACAACUGCAAAUUCCCAAUGUAGUAAUAAAACCCAAUCUAGAAGAAUUGCAAGAAAUAUUAAUUACAGCUGGACGAAAUAUAACUGGCAUAGCUAAGGGAGUGGCACAAUGGACUAGUGGCAAAGAAAAUCCGGUAAGUAUCAAGUAAUACCAAAAAACUAUAAAAUAUUUAUAACACUUCUAUUCUCAACAGCAAGUUUCCAUAACACCUCAACCUCGGGUGGGUCGUAAUCAUAAUACCAAACGUCGUAAACUAUAUGCAUUGGCCUCAGAGGAACGUCCUCAAAUGCCCCAUAUGUUGAAAUCGUUUUACUCGGCCAUUAUGGAUAAUAAGGAGGUGGCCAAGGCUUUAAAUCUCUUAUCGAAUUGCACAAAAAAUAUUAAACCCGAAAUUCAAAUCUAUAUUAAACGUUGGAAACCUUAUCAUUUCCUGUGGAAGAAUGAUCGCACUACCAGACAGCUAAUGGAAUUUGGUUUACAAGAAUUUGAGUCUACCUUAAGAUGUCUAGCAGAAUUGGAUGCAAAUCUUGUAAUUGAACCCGAUAUGGAGGUAUUUGGCCAAUGUAUUGCAGUGUAUAACGAAAGAUUAAAAUAUGGCUUGGCCAUUGAAAUAAAAUCUUGCAAUCAUAAAAUUGGCCAAGCCAUGAAGAAGAAAUAUAAAAAGGAAAUGGAUUAUGUUUAUGCUGUUAUUAAUGAAAUGGAUCGUAAAUUAGAUCGUCCUAUUCGAGAUUUGGAUGAUGUGCGCAUGAUUAUGGAGACUUUGAGUAAGAUUAGAGAACAGGAGGUGGAUAUGGAAUUGCGUAUUGAUCCUAUCGAGGAAGCCUUUAAUGUCCUCACUCGUUACGAAGUACAGGUUGAAAGAGAACAAUUUGAUCUGGUAGACAAUCUACGUUCCACCUUUCAAAAUCUAUUAGCUUGUGCUCUGCAAGCUCAAGUAAAGUUGUUGGAAAUGCAGCCUUCAUUCCAGGAUGAUUUGAAAAUGAACUUGGACAAUUUUAAACAAGAUAAAAUUACCUAUGUCAAUGAAUAUCGUACAGCAGGACCCAUGCAGCCUGGUCUUACACCCCGAGAAGCUUCUGACCGUUUAAUACUAUUUCAAAAUCGUUUUGAGGGAAUGUGGCGUAGACUGCAGACAUAUCAAAGUGGUGAAGAACUAUUUGGUUUACCACAAACCGAUUACCCAGAAUUGGGACAGAUUAGAAAGGAAUUGAAUUUAUUGCAAAAAUUAUAUAAACUCUAUAAUGAUGUAAUAGAUCGUGUUAGUAGUUAUUAUGAUAUACCUUGGAAUGAGGUGGAUAUAGAGGAGAUUAAUAAUGAGUUGAUGGAAUUUCAAAAUCGUUGUCGUAAGCUGCCCAAGGGUUUGAAGGAAUGGCCGGCUUUUCAUGCCUUGAAGAAGACCAUAGAUGACUUUAAUGAUAUGUGUCCUUUGCUGGAGUUAAUGGCCAAUAAGGCGAUGAAACCACGCCAUUGGCAAAGAAUUAUGGAUGUUAGCAAUUAUAUUUUUGAAUUUGAUUCGGAGGGCUUUUCUUUAAAGAAUAUACUGGAAGCUCCCUUAUUAAAGCAUAAAGAAGAUAUUGAGGAUAUUUGUAUAAGUGCCAUGAAAGAGAAAGAUAUAGAGGCGAAAUUAAAGCAGGUGACCAAUGAGUGGUCUGUACAUGAACUACAAUUUAUGAGUUUCAAUAAUCGGGGUGAACUACUGCUACGAGGUGAUACCACAGCAGAGACUAUAGGUCAACUGGAAGAUAGUUUAAUGAUUUUGGGUUCUCUGUUAUCCAAUCGCUACAAUGCUCCGUUUCGCAAGCAAAUUCAGCAAUGGGUUUAUGAUCUUUCAAAUUCCAAUGAGAUCUUGGAAAGAUGGUUAUUGGUGCAGAAUAUGUGGGUGUAUUUGGAGGCUGUAUUUGUGGGUGGUGACAUUGCCAAGCAAUUGCCUAAGGAAGCUAAACGGUUUUCCAAAAUCGACAAAUCCUGGCAAAAGAUAAUGCAAAGAGCUCACGAAACUCCUGGUGUAGUAGCAUGCUGUGUAGGCGAUGAUUUGCUAAAGCAAUUGUUGCCUCAUCUUCAGGAGCAAUUGGAAAUAUGCCAGAAAUCUUUAAGUGGCUAUUUAGAACGCAAGCGUAUGAUGUUUCCCAGAUUCUUUUUUGUCUCCGAUCCAGCUUUAUUGGAAAUUCUGGGUCAAGCAUCCGAUUCUCACACCAUACAAAACCAUUUAUUAUCCAUAUUUGAUAAUACGCGUAAAGUUAAAUUUCAUGACAUCGAGUACAACAAAAUGAUGGCCAUCAUUUCAAAUGAAGGUGAAAUGAUACAGCUGGAUCGUGCCAUACGAGCCGAAGGUUCUGUUGAGACAUGGCUAACUCAAUUGCUGGUCACAGCACAGCAGUCAUUGCAUUCCAUUAUACGUACCGCCUAUGCCACAAUCAAUGAUCCAAAUUUCACUUUAUUAGGUUUUCUGGAGAAGGUACCGGCCCAAGUUGGCCUAUUGGGCAUACAAAUGAUUUGGACACGCGAUGCGGAAAUGGCUCUGAUGCAGGCCAGGCAUGAGAGGAAAGUCAUGUCAGAAACGAAUAAUAAAUUUCUGGACAUUUUAAAUACACUUAUCGAUCAGACCACAAGAAAUCUGACUAAAAUGGAGAGAACCAAUUUUGAGACGUUGAUAACAAUUCAUGUUCAUCAGAGGGAUAUAUUUGAUAUAUUGUGCCGCAUGAAUAUAAAAUCUGCUAAUGAUUUUGAAUGGUUAAAGCAGUGUCGUUUUUACUUCAAAGAAGAUUUGGAUAAAACUUGGAUUUCUGUUACCGAUGUUACUUUUACCUAUCAAAAUGAGUAUUUGGGUUGUACAGAUAGAUUAGUCAUAACACCCUUAACGGAUCGAUGCUACAUAACAUUAGCUCAAGCCUUAACCCUGAGUAUGGGGGGUGCACCAUGUGGUCCAGCUGGGACAGGAAAAACUGAAACUGUAAAGGACAUGGGUAAAACGUUGGCUAAAUAUGUGGUUGUAUUUAAUUGUUCCGAUCAAAUGGAUUACAGAGGCUUGGGUCGUAUUUACAAGGGUUUAGCACAAUCCGGUUCAUGGGGCUGCUUUGAUGAAUUCAAUCGCAUUGAAUUGCCAGUCUUGUCGGUGGCAGCGCAACAAGUUGCUGUUGUCUUAACAGCCAAAAAGGAAAAGAAGAAAUCAUUUAUAUUUACCGAUGGUGAUACCAUCGAAAUGAAUCCGGAAUUUGGUAUAUUUAUAACGAUGAAUCCCGGCUAUGCUGGUCGCAAGGAAUUGCCCGAAAAUUUGAAAAUUCAAUUUCGCACUGUGGCUAUGAUGGUGCCCGAUCGUCAAAUAAUCAUACGCGUAAAAUUGGCCUCGUGCGGUUUCUUGGAAAAUAUAACACUGGCACGAAAAUUCUACACCCUAUACAAACUGUGCGAAGAACAGUUGACAAAACAAGUGCAUUAUGAUUUUGGUUUGCGUAAUAUACUGUCGGUAUUGAGGACACUAGGUGCAGCAAAGCGAAGGAACUCAAAGGAUAGCGAGAGUACGAUUGUGAUGCGAGUCCUGCGUGAUAUGAAUCUAUCGAAGUUAAUAGAUGAUGAUGAGCCAUUGUUCAUAUCACUGGUAUCGGAUUUGUUUCCCAAUCAGACCCUCGAAAAAACCAAUUACCCAGAACUGGAAGCGGCCAUAGCCCAACAGGCCGAAGAAGCUAAUUUGGUUUACCAUCCUCCUUGGGUUCUUAAGCUUAUACAGCUGUAUGAAACCCAAAAUGUCCGUCAUGGCAUUAUGACUUUAGGACCUAGUGGUGCGGGCAAAACAACUUGCAUACACACUUUAAUGAAGGCCCUAACACAAAUGGGUGACUAUCAUCGUGAGAUGCGUAUGAAUCCAAAGGCCAUAACGGCAGCUCAAAUGUUUGGCCGUUUAGAUGUGGCCACUAACGAUUGGACUGAUGGCAUUUUUUCUGCUCUGUGGCGUAAAACUUUGAAAGUUAAAAGUGGUGAACAUAUUUGGUUGGUUUUAGAUGGUCCAGUGGAUAGUAUAUGGAUUGAGAAUCUAAACUCCGUGCUAGAUGAUAAUAAAACUCUAACCUUAGCCAAUGGUGAUCGCUUAACCAUGGCUCCCACAGUAAAGAUUAUUUUUGAACCCCAUAAUAUUGAUAAUGCUUCCCCGGCAACAGUGUCACGCAAUGGCAUGGUGUAUAUGAGUUCUUCGGGUUUGGAUUCAAGGCCCAUUGUUCAAGCUUGGCUUAAAAAUCGUGCUCCUGGUGAGAAAACCGUUUUCUCGGAUUUGUUUGAACGUACCUUUGUUCCCGUAAUUUCUUGGGGUACCCAGAAUCUUAAAUUGCUUAUGCCUGUUCUGCAAUGUAAUAUUGUUCGACAAAUGUUACUGAUUUUGGAGGGUUUGGUGCCGGUUAAAAAAGAAGACGAACAAGCUGUUAGUAUGUCUAGCAAAGAAAGUCAAGAUGGUAAGUUGUUAUUAACUUCUAUUAAAGUUGUUAAAGAAGAACGCCGUAAUUCCUUAGGUGAAGAAGAAGAUGAAGAAGCUGCCGAAGAAACCUUGGUAGAAGAAAAGGAAGAUACUUGCACACCAGAGCAUUUACAUCGUUUAUACAUCUUUGCUUUAGCCUGGGGUUUGGGAGCUUAUCUCAGUACAACGGAUCGUGUUAAAAUCAAUCAAUAUGUUAAGGAAACCUUUCCAGAUUUGGAUUAUGCCAAAGGCACUACCAGUGAAAAUAGUAUAUUCGAUUUCUUUGUUUCGGCAACGGGCAGUUGGCAAUCAUGGAAGACUUUAGUUACGCCCUAUAUGUAUCCAGAAGUUUCCACUCCAGAUUAUUUGAGUAUACUAGUGCCCAUAGUUGAUAAUGUACGCAUGGAUUAUCUUAUCGGCUGCAUAGCAAAUCAAGAGAAGGCAGUCAUGUUGAUUGGUGAGCAGGGUACCGGCAAGACAGUGAUUAUGAAGAAUUUCAUGAAAAAGAUGAAUGUGGAAACUUAUAUGGGACGUUCAUUUAACUUUUCGUCGGCCACAAGUCCAUAUCAAUUUCAAAGAACUAUCGAAAGUUAUGUGGAAAAAAGAGUGGGUGUAACUUUUGGUCCUCCGGGUGGCCGCAAAUUGAUAGUGUUCAUCGAUGAUAUUAAUUUACCCGAGAUAAACGAAUGGGGUGAUCAAGUGACCAAUGAAAUUGUAAGACAAUCUAUGGAUAUGAAAGGUUUUUAUAGUUUGGAGAAGCCUGGAGAUUUCACCACCGUGGUAGAUGUGCAAUAUGUGGCUGCCAUGGGUUUACCGGGUGGAGGUCGUAAUGAUAUUCCCUCUAGAUUGAAGAGACAAUUUUGUGUUUUCAACUGUAAUAUACCCGAUAAUGAUUCCAUAGAUAAAAUAUUCCGUGUUAUUGGCGAGGGACAUUAUAAUGCCAAAAGAGGUUUCAUACCGGAUGUAAGAAAUUUGGUUAAGAAAUUAAUUGUUAUCACACGUUAUUUAUGGCAACGUACUAGGGAGAAAUUGCUGCCAACUCCUGCAAAAUUUCAUUACGUUUUCAGUUUAAGAGAUUUGUCGCGUAUUUGGCAGGGUAUGGUGGGUACUCUGUCUACGGUGAUAACUUCGGAAAGUGUGUUAAUGUCUUUGUGGAAACACGAAUGCACUCGGGUAUUUGCCGAUCGAUUUACCAAUUUUCCCGAUAAGGAGUGGUUUAGUUCGGAAUUAUCGUGUCUGGUGCGUUCGGAAUUGAGUGAAAAUCAUGUUCAAAUGAUUAUACCAAAUCCGGUGUUUGUUGACUUCAUGCGUGAUGCUCCUGAACCUACAGGCGAAGAGGGCGAAGAUGCGGAUAUGGAAUUGCCCAAAGUCUAUGAGCCGGUGACCUCUCACGAAGUACUCCGUGAGCGUCUGGUUAUGUUUCUUGCCCAAUUUAAUGAAAUGGUGCGAGGUUCCGGGAUGGAUUUGGUUUUCUUUCCUGAUGCCAUGUUGCAUUUGGUAAAGAUUUCUCGUAUUAUAAGGCAUCCUCGCGGAAAUGUCAUGCUGGUCGGGGUAGGUGGUUCCGGCAAACAAUCGCUUACAAAGUUAGCUUCAUUUAUAGCGGGCUAUAAAACAUUCCAAAUUGCCCUAACACGUUCCUACAAUGUGGCCAACUUUUUGGAAGAUCUUAAACUGCUCUAUCGUACUUGUGGAGUUCAAGGCAAAGGUACCACAUUCCUUUUCACUGAUAUGGAUAUUAAAGAGGAAGGUUUCUUGGAAUAUCUUAAUAAUAUACUUUCCUCUGGUGUCAUAUCAAAUCUAUUCUCAAGAGAUGAACAAGCUGAAAUUGUUCAAGAGUUGACACCCAUAAUGAAGCGAGAAAAUCAACGUAAGACCGCCACCCCCGAGAGUGUGAUGGAGUUCUUUUUGGCCCGUACCUGUGCUAAUCUUCACGUAGCGUUUUGUUUCUCGCCCGUAGGAGAGACUUUCCGAGCACGGGUACAACGUUUUCCGGCUUUGGUAUCGGGCUGCACCAUCGACUGGUUCCAACCUUGGCCCAAGGAUGCUCUCGUCUCGGUUUCUCGACACUUUCUGAGUGACUUUGAAAUAGAGUGUACACCGGAAGUGAAAGAAGAACUUGUCAAUGCUUUGGGUUCAAUACAAGAUAUUGUGGCAGAAACUUCUCAAGAAUAUUUCCAACGUUUUCGGCGCGCUACUCAUGUAACACCCAAGUCAUAUCUCAACUUCAUAGCUGGCUACAAGAAUAUCUAUCAGCAGAAGCAAAAGGAAUUGGGAGAUGGUGUUGAAAAAAUGGAUACCGGCUUAGAGAAAUUGAAAGAAGCCUCAGCAUCAGUGGAAAUACUAAAAAUGGAUUUAGUCGUAAUGGAGGAGGAGCUGGUGGAAGCAUCUAAAAAAGCCGAGUCAGUGUUAGUGGAAGUAACUGAGCGGGCCAUGCAGGCGGAAAUAGUUAAGAAUCAGGUGUUAAUAGUCAAGGAUAAGGCAGAAGCUUUGGUAGCCUGCAUAGCCAAUGAAAAGGCUUUAGCCGAAGAAAAACUGGAAGCGGCCAAACCCGCUUUGGAAGAAGCUGAAAACGCUUUGAAUACAAUUAAACCGGCACAUAUAGCAACAGUACGUAAAUUGGGAAGACCACCUCAUCUUAUUAUGCGCAUUAUGGACAGUGUACUAAUACUUUUCAAGCGUAAACUACAUCCGUGUAUACCAGACUCUGGUACGCCUUGUCCCAAACCAUCAUGGCAAGAAUCAUUGAAGAUGAUGGCCAGUACUACAUUCCUGUUGCAGCUACAAAACUAUCCUAAGGAUACAAUAAAUGACGAAAUGAUUGAUUUAUUACAACCAUACUUUCGCAUGGAAGACUAUAAUAUGGAUAUGGCACGUAGAGUGUGUGGUGACGUUGCUGGUUUAUUGUCUUGGACAAAGGCAAUGGGUUUCUUUCAUAGUGUCAACAAAGAAGUUCUACCAUUGAAAGCCAACUUAACGAUGCAGGAAGCUAGAUUGAAGCUCGCUAUGGAUGACCUUGCAGGAGCUGAAGAUCAACUACGAGAACGUGAAGAAGCCCUGCAGGCGGUUAAAAAUCAAUACGACAAAGCAGUGGGCGAAAAACAGCGACUUACAGAUGCUGCCAAUGCCUGUUUACGUAAAAUGACAGCUGCAACGGCUCUCAUAAAUGGUCUGUCGGAUGAGAAAGUUAGAUGGACCAAUCAAAGCAAAGAAUUUAAAAUACAAUUGGGCAAACUAGUGGGAGAUGUAUUGCUAGCCACAGGUUUUCUUUCCUAUUGUGGUCCCUAUAACCAAGAAUUUCGAGCAAACUUAAUAAAAACAUGGAUGAGCAUAUUGAAACAGAAGACAAUACCUUUUACCACGGGCCUUAACAUUAUAAGUAUGCUAGUUGACUCAUCCAUGGUAUCCGAGUGGACUUUGCAGGGCCUACCCAAUGACGAAUUGUCUGUGCAAAAUGCUUUAAUAGCCACCAAGUCCAGUAGUUACCCUUUGCUAAUAGAUCCCCAAACUCAAGGAAAACUUUGGAUAAAAUCCAAAGAAGAGCAGAAUGAAUUACAAAUUACUUCCUUGAAUCACAAAUAUUUUAGAACACACUUGGAAGAUGCUUUGUCUUUGGGAAGACCCUUGUUAAUAGAAGAUGUGGGUGUUGAACUGGAUCCUGUGAUAGAUAAUGUCUUGGAAAAGAAUUUCAUCAAGUCGGGUAGUAUAGAGAAGGUAUUGGUGGGCGAUAAGGAAUGUGAUGUUAUGCCUGGUUUUAUGUUGUACAUCACCACCAAACUACCAAAUCCUCCUUUCAGUCCAGAAGUAAGCGCCAAGACUUCGAUAAUAGAUUUUACCGUAACCAUGAGAGGUUUAGAAGAUCAGUUACUAGGCAGAGUGAUUCUAAUGGAAAAAUCUGAUUUAGAAGCUGAAAGGGUGGCUCUUUUUGAAACUGUUAUGCAAAACCAAAGGAACAUGAAAGAACUAGAAGCAAAUCUACUUUAUCGCUUAAGUUCCUCUCAAGGUUCACUAGUAGAUGAUGAGGCUCUUAUCGAGGUAUUAAGGGUGACAAAAAGUACUGCUGAAGAAGUUAAUGAAAAACUGAAAAUUGCCGAAGUUACCGAACGUAAAAUCAUGAAGGCCAGAGAAGAAUUUAGAGCUGUAGCAGCUCGUGGUUCUAUACUCUAUUUCCUGAUCGUGGAAAUGAGCAAUGUCAAUGUGAUGUACCAGAAUUCCCUUAAACAGUUUCUGUUCAUUUUCAAUAACUCCAUUACAAAGUCAACAAAAUCAAAUGUUACCGAAGAGCGCAUCAACAUCAUUUUGCGCUACUUAACGUACGAAGUUUACAAGUUCACUAACCGUAGUCUAUACGAGCGUCAUAAGCAACUGUUCACUCUGAUGUUGGCAAUUAAAAUAGACUAUCACAAAGGCAAUAUUAGUCAUGAGGAAUUUAUGGCUUUCAUUAAGGGCGGUGCAUCGUUGGAUUUGAAUGCCGUUCAACCAAAACCAUUCCGUUGGAUUUUAGACAUCACUUGGUUGAAUUUAGUUGAAAUAAGUAAAUUGGAAACGUUUGUUAAUGUUUUGGAAUUGAUUGAAUUAAAUGAACGUGAAUGGCGCACAUGGUACGAAUCUGAAAAGCCCGAAAAUGAAGAAAUACCUUGUGGCUAUCAGACAUCUUUAGAUGGUUUUCGCAAAUUGCUACUAAUACGAUCAUGGUGUCCUGAUCGUACAAUUUCACAAGCUAAAAAAUAUAUAGAAGAAUCUCUGGGACCCGAAUAUAGUGAAAUGCAAAUUUUAGAUUUAGAAUAUACAUGGUCUGAAUCCGAGCCGCGAACACCUUUUGUAUGCUUACUCUCUAUUGGGUCUGAUCCCACUACACAAAUUGCUGCUUUAGCCAAACAAAAAGGAAUACCACUUAAAUCAGUCUCAAUGGGUCAGGGACAAGAAUUUCAUGCACGUAAAAUGAUUAUGGAUUCAACGGCGAACGGUGGUUGGGUUUUGCUGCAAAACGUUCACUUAUCGUUGCCAUUUUGCACAGAAGUAAUUGAUAUGUUGGUGGAGACGGAACGUAUUGAUGAUUCAUUUCGUAUGUGGGUGACAACCGAACCUCAUUCAGAUUUUCCUAUUGGUUUGUUGCAAAUGGCAAUUAAAUUUACUAACGAACCUCCUCAGGGUAUACGUGCCAGCUUAAAGAGGAGCUAUCAGGCUUUCACACAAGAUUUCUUGGAUUAUACUGCCGCACCACAAUGGCCCACUCUGUUGUAUACUGUGGCAUUUCUGCACACCAUUGUGCAAGAGAGACGUAAAUUUGGGCCUCUGGGUUGGAAUGUACCAUACGAAUUUAAUGCUGCCGACUUUGCAGCCAGUGUACAGUUUGUGCAAAAUCAUUUGGACGAAAUGGAUCCCAAAAAGGGUGUCUCCUGGCAAACGCUGGUCUAUAUGAUUGGUGAGGUACAGUAUGGUGGUCGGGUGACGGACGAUUUCGACAAACGUCUGUUGACCACAUUUACAGCCGUAUGGUUUUGUGAAGGCUUACUUAGUCCAGCGUUUGAAUUUUACAAGGGCUACAAAGUGCCCAGUACGAAAAAUUUGCAAACUUUUAUUGAUUACAUUAAUAAUUUACCAGCCUACGAUACACCUGAAGUAUUUGGUUUACAUUCGAAUGCUGACAUCACGUAUCAAAUUAAUUCUGCUAAAGGAAUAUUGGAUACAAUACUCAGUGUACAGCCCAAGGAAGGAGGUGGUGGAGGCGGUGAAACUCGAGAAAGUAUUGUCUAUCAACUGGCUGAUGAUAUGUUGAGGAAAUUGCCACCACAAUAUAAUGCAUACGAAGUGCGUGAGAAUUUAAUACGUAUGGGUAUACUGUUGCCAAUGAAUAUAUUUUUAAGACAAGAAAUUGAUCGCAUGCAAAAGGUGAUAAAAAGAGUGUACAAUUGUUUGUGUGAUCUGAAAUUGGCAAUUGAUGGCACGAUUGUUAUGAGUCCUGCAUUAAAAGAAUCUUUGGAUGCCAUGUAUGAUGCUCGUAUACCAGAAUCAUGGAUGAAGAUAUCAUGGGAGUCAACAACACUGGGAUUUUGGUAUACUGAGCUGUUAGAACGCAAUGCACAAUUUCGUACUUGGAUUUCAACUGACCGGCCAAAAGUAUUUUGGAUGACAGGUUUCUUUAAUCCUCAAGGUUUUUUAACUGCUAUGCGUCAGGAAGUAACACGAGCCCACAAAGGUUGGGCUCUUGACUCUGUAGUGUUGCAAAAUCAAAUAACACGCUAUAAUAAAGAGGACAUAACGGAGUAUCCAACUGAAGGUGUCUAUGUGCAUGGAUUGUUUCUGGAAGGUGCUUCUUUGGAUCGUCGUAGUGGCAAAUUAAUCGAAUCGAAAAUGAAAGUUUUAUACGAACAAAUGCCGGUGAUAUAUAUCUAUGCCAUUAAUACUACAGCCGGCAAAGAUCCCAAAUUGUAUGAAUGUCCCAUUUAUCGUAAACCUCAACGUACCGACCUCAAGUAUGUGGGUUCUAUAGAUUUUGAAACCGAUUUCAAUCCCAAGCACUGGACAUUGCGUGGUGUUGCUCUACUGUGUGAUAUUAAAUAAACAGGAGUGUGUUGUAUCUAUCAGCAUAUCUAUUCUAUCAUCUGUGUGGGAUUAUUUUAUGAGAAUGUAUUCAUACUUAUGUAUAGAUGAAUGUUAAGAUUAUUUAAAAUUCUGUUUUAUUUAUGCCUGUAUAUACUAAUUGGAAGAGUGUGCGU
Calliphora vicina (urban bluebottle blowfly) is the source of this 14282-nucleotide messenger RNA. RefSeq names its product Dynein heavy chain 1 (gene Dhc1). Gene Ontology annotation, molecular function: dynein intermediate chain binding; ATP hydrolysis activity; minus-end-directed microtubule motor activity. Lineage: Eukaryota; Metazoa; Arthropoda; Insecta; Diptera; Calliphoridae. Gene Ontology annotation, biological process: microtubule-based movement. The record is from RefSeq and is a predicted model, not a curated record. Gene Ontology annotation, cellular component: axonemal dynein complex.